CCCACGAAGCCUCUAAUGCCGGUGCCCGUCCUCUAUAGCAGACCCAAACUCACAGCCACCUAGGGACCAGGAGAGCCGCCCGGACCACAGCCGAAAGCAGAAGCACCCCUCAGCAGUCUCCUCCAGCCAGUCGCCACCCGACACAGGGACACUCCACUCAACCAGACCUCUGCACAGCACAGGAGAGCCCACCACCGCCCGUGCCACCGCAAUUCAGAGAAACGAUCCCCAGGUCCUCAGCCAACCUCCGAUGACAACAGAGAGGAUGAGGAUCUACUGACAAACUGAGGAACCAAUGGUGUCUGGAUGUAAGACUCUGCAGAGAAGAUGGAGCUGGAAGAAGUCCUGACGUUUGGACCAGAUGAGGAAGAAAAGAAAAGACAACAGAGAAGACAUCACUCAGAUACUGCCUGCUAAAAAGACCAUGUAUCGACCAUACAAACACAUUAGAAGAGGAUUCAAGAAGAGUAGAGGUUUAAAAUUUUUUCGGCCACGCUUCGCAUGUGAGCAUUGCAGAAUUGCCUGUACAUCCUUCAAACAGCUAGAACAACAUCUAAAUGGAAUCAAACAUAAAGAAACAUUGGAUUCUAUAGAAGGUGAACAGAACACUUUCCCUCUGGAGCAUAUGGUUGUCUUAGAUGAGAUUGAAGAUGAUUUACCAAAUGACGUUGCUGCUUCACCAGCUUCUUGUGACUCUUCAGACUGUGAAACUGCUGCUUGUGCUUCAGAUUUCCAAACAAUAGACAGCAUUCCCAGAAGCCGUAUGGUUAUCUUAGAUGAGACAAAUGACGACAAUGAUAAUCCUGCUUCCCCGGCUUCUUGUGACUCAUCAGAGUUUGCCUCAUCAAUUCCAGAGAGAAAAACUAGAAUCAAAAAGCCUGAGGAUGAUCAGACUGCAUCAGAGUCACCACUGCAUGUUCUAUCCAGCUUCCCAUCUACCAGCUAUGUGCCAGAAGUAAAAGCUGGAACAUCAGAGAAAUCCACUAGUAAGGAACGUCAUACAAAGAGUAGUAAGACAAGGCAUGAAAAAUCUAAAAAGACUUUUUACAUAGAGCCAAUUAAAAACAACCAAGACGUGUUUCAGUUUCUGAAAACUUUUGCAAUGGCAAAUGACUCUGAUGUAGAAUUUGCAAACAAGGUAAAAGAAAUGUUCUCCAGUGCCCUAAUAAAAUACAAUGAGAGAAAACUAGCAGAAAUAAUCUGCACAGAAGCGGAGCACAGUUCAGCUGAUGAACAUGCAGGGCCUGAUGAUGGUUCCAGUGAUCAUGAACAGGGAAAUUCUAUACCCCAAGUAACGAUUAAGACUGAAAAGACAAAUUCAGCCCCAAGUUCUCCAAAUAAUUCAUCAUCAGAGCAAUGUAUCUACAUUACCGUGUCUUCUGUCGACUGUAAAGACGACUCGCCCAUCAUAAUUGAAUCUGACAAUCCAGAUACCUUCUCCAUUGCUUCACGAUCACCAACAAAAGAAUGUGAGGACAUAGGUUCCUCAAACAAGCCGCCUUCAACAAACUCCACAAAUGACAACUCGUGUUCAGCUAUUGAAGCAGAUCUGUUGAUGGAAAGUGAAAAUUGUGUUACUACCGAAGCAGCUUGCAGUGAUGAUGAUGAUGUAUAAAAUAUGUCUGUGUUUAUAAAAUCAGUAAUAAAAUGUGAAACCAUUUUAUCUUGGGACCCAAACACAUUUUCAGGGGAAAAAAUUCUGUUUUUAAAUUUUUUUUUUUCUGCAUUGUGAUACACCUUGUCUAGCAAGAACAUUCAGGGAGACCAUUUUAGCUUGUGCUACAGACAUAUACAACUAUGUGUUUAUACAGUAGCCUAUGUCUUUUAAGGGAGUCACAAACAAUAAAAAAAAAUUUUUU
This is a messenger RNA of Hyla sarda, 1859 nucleotides long. RefSeq lists its product as uncharacterized. The record is from RefSeq and is a predicted model, not a curated record. NCBI's taxonomy places the organism in Eukaryota, Metazoa, Chordata, Amphibia, Anura, Hylidae. The coding region runs from base 362 to 1615 and encodes 417 amino acids. The transcript has 16 exons.